CUCUCUCUCUGUUCUUCUUCUUCCCUUUUCUUUUUCCAAAAUUUUCUAAUUACUGCCUGCGAGCCAUUGCUAUCAGGGUGAGAGAGAAGUAGGUGGAAAGCAAAGUCUCUCCCUCCCUCGCCCCCACUUUCUCACUUUCCUUCUCCCGCAAACUGACGACGAACAGAGAGAAAGCGUGUAGAGAGAGAGAGGGAGAGAGAGAGGGAGUAUUAUACUAUUGAGGGACAGACAACCACUACUCCAUCCCCUCCACCUAAUCCAUCCAUCACCAGAGAACUACCACGAGAAAGUUUUAGGGCUCCUCCGUAGGGAAAGUGCAGUUUUGGCUCGCGUAUAGGGUAGAAAGAAACGUAGAGCUUGGGGGAAUUAUUGUCUUUCCUUUUGUUGCGGUUCGAAAACCCUAGCGAAAGGGAAGGCAGAGAGGAGUUAAAGAAGGAAAGGAAUCGUUAUCGUCACUUGCUUGAUUGUGGUUUGCUUUCAUUGAGGACAUUCGAUUCCGAUCAGUGUGGUUCGGGUGGAGUGUAGAGAUCUCCCUCUUCCCGAUCUGCUUGGUCCGCCGCCCGGCCGAGUCGGGCAGCAAUGGGCAGCUCGGGUCGGAGGAGUUGAACACGGGAAUGUCCGGUGGCGGCGCGUCGUUGAUCCACCUCCGAAGCUGUGUCAAUGUCGGCUUCUUCAGCUGUUUUUGUUGAGCGUCCUAGACCUGCUACUUCCAACACGGUUUUUAAAAGUGGACCUCUGUUCAUAUCUUCUAAAGGACUAGGUUGGAAAUCAUGGAAGAAGCGGUGGUUUAUCCUCACACGCACAUCUUUGGUCUUCUUUAAGAAUGACCCGUUUGCUGUGUUUGAUUGCACCUGGUAGUGAAAUGAUUUGUAUUAAGUGCCUUACCACAAAAAGGCGGUGAAGUGAACCUAACUUUAGGAGGAAUAGAUUUAAAUAAUUCUGGGAGUGUGGUUGUAAGAGAAGAUAAAAAGUUGUUGACUGUUUUGUUUCCUGAUGGCCGGGAUGGGCGUGCUUUUACUCUUAAGGCUGAAACUUCAGAGGAUCUGUAUGACUGGAAGACUGCUCUUGAACUUGCCCUUGCACAGGCACCAAGUGCUGCUCUUGUUAUGGGGCAUAACGGGAUUUUUCGAAGUGACACUACUCAUCCUGUUGAUGGCUCUUUCCAUCAAUGGAGGGAGAAGCGUCCUGUGAAAUCAUUAGUUGUUGGAAGACCUAUUUUGCUUGCUCUAGAAGAUAUUGAUGGGAGUCCAUCUUUUCUUGAGAAAGCACUUCAAUUUCUUGAGAAGUAUGGAAUUAAAGUGGAGGGUAUUCUUAGACAGUCAGCUGAUGUUGAGGAAGUUGAUCAUAGAGUUCAAGAAUAUGAGCAAGGUAAAAAUGAAUUUGAAGCAGAUGAGGAUGCCCAUGUUGUUGGUGAUUGUGUAAAGCAUGUAUUGAGGGAGCUUCCUUCCUCUCCAGUUCCUGCAUCUUGCUGUGCUGCAUUGCUAGAGGCCUAUAAAAUCGAUCGUAAGGAAGCUCGGAUAUCUGCUAUGCAUUCUGUAAUUGCAGAAACAUUUCCUGAACCAAACCGGAGGUUAUUACAAAGGGUUCUGAAGAUGAUGCACACAGUCUCUUCUAAUGCUCAUGAGAAUCGGAUGAAUCCUUCUGCUGUUGCUGCUUGCAUGGCACCCUUGCUUCUGCGCCCCUUGUUAGCUGGCGAAUGUGAGUUAGAGGAUGAUUUUGACGCUAAUGGUGACAAUUCUGCCCAGCUUCUAGCUGCUGCAAAUGCAGCCAAUAAUGCCCAGGCUAUCAUUACAACUCUUCUUGAAGAAUAUGACAGUAUUUUUGACGAUGAAAAUCUGCAGAGAUGCUCUAUUUCGGCAGAUUCUCGGAUGGGAAACAGUGGAAGUGAAGACUCUAGUGAUGAUGAAAAUACAGAUAUGAAAAAUAACAAUUACCAUGAUGCAGAAAAUGAAGUAGACCAAGAAACAGAUGAUGAUGCUGCUGAGCGUGUGCUUAGUGGGAAACUGAGCGAAUCCAGUGGUUCUACUGGCACUGAUCUUUAUGAUUAUAAGGCUUUUGUUGGCGAUGAAUCAGGUGUCAGAUUACCCAUUGACAACCAUACUCCUGCCGAGAGUGCAAACUUAGUUACUGAACCUCCACAUGUUAGAGAUCCUGGUGCACAAUUUCUGGAGCUAAGCAAACAUAAAAAGGGAAAUGAAAAUUCAGUCAAUGAAACAGAUUCAUUGAGUGUUUUGCCUCCUGGUGAAUCUUACCGGUCAAUGGGAGAGAUCCUGUCUACAAUAGAUGCCGAGCCUCAGGUACCUAUAUCACCUAUUGAGUCAUUAGCUGAGAAGCCAGCUGGUAAAGCGACAGCCUCCAAUGCCAACGGAAAGCAGCGGUCAACAUUCUGGGGAAGAAGCAAUGGUAGAAAGACACCAUCUAUGGAGUCAGUUGAUUCUUCUGAAGAAGAGCUUGCUAUUCAGAGGCUUGAGAUUACUAAAAAUGACUUGAGGCACAGGAUAGCAAAGGAGGCUAGAGGUAAUGCAAUUCUGCAAGCUAGUUUGGAGAGAAGGAAACAAGCUUUGCAUGAGCGGCGCUUGGCACUUGAGCAAGAUGUCUCAAGAUUGCAAGAGCAGCUGCAAGCUGAAAGAGAUCUUCGAGCUGCAUUGGAAGUUGGUUUGAGUAUGUCUUCUGGGCAGUUGUCAAGUUCACGGGGCAUGGACUCUAAAACAAGGGCAGAGCUGGAGGAGAUUGCUCUUGCUGAAGCAGAUGUGGCCAGGCUGAAACAGAAAGUUGCUGAACUUCAUCAUCAGCUCAAUCAGCAGCGGCAGCAUCAUUAUGGUGCUGUAACUGAUGAUCGAUAUCAACAUGUCCAAAACCAUAAUCCGCAACAGUGAGUUUCCAAAAUCUUGGUGCCAUUCUAUUUUUUGUGCAUAACAUGGAGUUGACAAUGGAGGAAGAGGUUUACAUUAGCGAGAGAAAGGAAGUUGCGUUUAACCAUGAGUAUUGUGAUUAACCUUUUGAUCUCAGUUACUUCUUAUCAUACAAAGUGUAAGGUUCCAGACUGUUGAGAGCAUGGCUGCAGUGUAGUUUUUGCUAUUCAGUAUAUUAUGUUGCAAUCCCUUGUUUGAAAAAGACUAGUUUGAAAUUUUGCUGCUUGAUUAGAAUGUUGAGGAAUGGUGGUGCACCCAAGGAAGUGGAGAAUAGAUCCGGUUAAGUUUGCAAGGUUUCAAAGCUGUUGCUGUACUUAUUACUCCACCUCGUUUUGCAGGAGAUUUCUUCAGCAAGAUUUUGAUACAACCCUUGCUUUUGUAAAUCACGAAAGAAAACAGAGAACUGAGGAGGUUCUAUUAGGAGCUGGUUGGAGGAAUAAUGUUAAAGAAGCAGCUGGCAGCAGUAGCAGGCAGCCUAAUAAUAGAAAGCAAUAUAUGGAACCGACGACAAGCCUCAGUGACUCUAAAAGUACAGAGGAGGCUUCUGCAAACUUAUCCAUGGACGAGCUUUGUGGUGUUGUCGAUUCUGCUCCUACUUCAAGACCUGUAGAGGUGACAGAUUACACCAGACAUCCUUCAGCAGCAUCUUCUGCUUUAGUGGAACUGACGACACGCCUUGAUUUCUUCAAGGAAAGGCGGUCACAGCUCAUGGAGCAGCUCCACAAUCUCGAUUUGAACUACGGGACAACGACUUCUUCACAGGAUUUUGUGUAUACUAGGCCGCCAUCUUCUCCUCCAUGGAACUGACAGGAGGACGAGAACCUUCCAAUCAGCAGUGUUGUUGUACAUUCUCGGACUUCCCGUGUUUGCAUAUAGUUCUUUUUUUCUUUUCUCUAUCUCAAUUGUAUUCUUCUUCUUGCUCUCUACCGAAUCUAGCUAUUUUUCUUCCGAUACGUAUGUUUGUGUUCGCUCGAGGUCAGCAGUUGAUGGGGAGGGUGCUCGGUCUGCCCAUCUAUGACAGUACGAGAGUGUCUUUCCUUUUUGGGUUCUUUCUCCCUCCAGUUUUCUAUCCUAUUUCGGAAUUUCCCCUUGUUAUUUGAGAUAUGCUGUGUAUAUGGGAUGUUAUGCUUGUGGUCAGUUUCUAUGUGGUUCAGAUGAACAAUACUCACAAUAUUGAUGAAUGGUCCUUAAAGCUCUACUUUCUAUAUUCAUCCUUCUUGGUCAUUGUUGACACAUCUUUGUAAAGGAA
This is a messenger RNA of Linum tenue, 4161 nucleotides long. The record is from the annotation of a GenBank genome assembly. NCBI's taxonomy places the organism in Eukaryota, Viridiplantae, Streptophyta, Magnoliopsida, Malpighiales, Linaceae.